Liolophura sinensis is the source of this 9863-nucleotide messenger RNA. RefSeq names its product 3'-5' exoribonuclease HELZ2-like. The transcript is spliced from 18 exons. Lineage: Eukaryota; Metazoa; Mollusca; Polyplacophora; Chitonida; Chitonidae. The coding region runs from base 361 to 8523 and encodes 2720 amino acids. The record is from RefSeq and is a predicted model, not a curated record. Gene Ontology annotation, molecular function: 5'-3' DNA helicase activity; ATP hydrolysis activity; RNA nuclease activity.
UUUGCAAUUGUACAAUAGUACUUUUUCUAAAACGACUGUAGGCCUACUACUGGUAGGAAAUGCAGGAGGGCUCUCGUAUGUUGAAAUAAUUCGGCAGAGUAUUGCAAAUCUCUGCAUCCUUUAAUAUUCGUAGUGUAAAUCAAGACCACUGUCAAGGUACUUUAAUUUUAGUUAGUCUGUUUUUAGCAAUUUGAACUCUUCUGGCUGAUUCAAAAUAAAAUAUGUCCUGACAUACACGGAUCACUUGGGGUAGUUUAGAAAGUGUAGUAGUGGAUUGGUGUUACUUCUGUCACCAUUUCACUUACUAUUUUUAGAGGAAGUGUGAAUGUUGAUCGACAUGUUAUUAAACAUUCUCCUACGAUGGCUGCGCUGACUUGGUUGAUGGCAUUUGAACGUGAGAGAAACCUCACCAUGUUGCGGAAAUACUGCUGGCAGUGCGGGGUAACAUGUAACAGCGAAAGGCAGUGGAAUGUGCACAGGUCCUCCCAGAAACACCGCCGCAACCUCAGCUCAGACAAGGAACGUUCUUGGAACUACAGAAAACCGCCUGUGGCAAUAAAAUAUCAACUCUGUACAAAACAUAAGGAUGGUGCAGGUUGUGAAUACUCCCACUCACCCAUGAUGUAUAACUUCUGCCAAUUUGCUCACUCUACCGAAGAACUGGCCGAAUGGACAGAGCGCUGUCAGUGGCGAAAAAUGAAUCGUGAAAAGGCGCGGGAUCUUGUAUACUCGUACAUGGAUCAACUUUUAGAGCGAUUCUACAGUACUGAAUCAGACUCUUUUGUGAUGGUUGAAUCGCUUGCUAACGUGGAUAUUACAAUGAGAGGAAACGAGUGUGUAUAUCUGGAUACGAAAGGAUCUGUUUACGUGUGGGUGUUUGAAAUCAGGACAUCGGGAGAUGCACACUUGGAAAAGGUGGCUCUGUUACUCAACAAAGAUAGACUUCACUUUGAGCUGAGAAACGUCAGAAACAGUGGCAAUUGUCAGUUUGCUCAUAAAGAGAUGUUAGUCUCACCAGAAUCUUCUGAGAACAACAAAUGCACUGUGGAAGUACAAUUCUCUGCAGCUAUGUUCGGGUCAUUCAGUCAGUGGGUGGUGUUCGACUUUGGCCUGGAUGUUGUUGUUGUACGAAAACUUCAGGUGGAUAUAGGAAAUAAGGUGAUACAUGAAGAAAUCAAACAUUUGAGGCAAAAACACACCUUUGACCGUUGGACUGGCGAAAAUCGCAAAAUAGUUCAGAUGCCCAAAGUUCUAGAUGAACUUGAAAAACACCUUCUGUCUCGCUACAAGCAACCUGAUUCCAGUGAGAGUGUUAUAACACGGGACUUGUUGAUGCAUCAGUUGAAUCGAAAUAACUACACCCACAGGAUGUCAAAGCUUCUGCAGCUAGAGGAACUCACUCGACACAAGAUCAUAUCCAGUUACAACAUGAUCACCACCAUUGAGCUGUCAAACAACAUAACUGAGGGAGAGUUUCUGUGUGCUCUCCCAGGAGAACUCUACGCUCAUGUCCCCCUCGAAGGGAAGGUGAAUGAAGAUACAGAUGCAGGAGAGCUCAUUCUGACCAGUGUGAACCACGUUCUUCUGGCUCCUCAAAACGACAGCCAGGAGUGUGUCUAUGAGGCGGCCAUUGUUUCCACUGGGACUGGUUACUGGCGUGGACAGAACUAUGUCUAUCUUCACCUUCCAGCAGAGUGUUGUUCAGCACUUAAACUGAAGCAUGGGGACAAGCUGGAUGUGGAGAUCCAGUUUCAAUUGGACAGACUGGUUUUCUGUAAGAUGCAUUAUGCUGUGGAUCAGAUGGCCAUGAACAUGGACGUCAUCUUCCCUGAUAUAUCACCAGCCCCAAGAGUCCGCGACACAAAGCAGGGGUUUGAUCUGAGGUCUUUUGAGCUGAAUUCUAACCAAGUGUCAGCUGUUCGUCAUAUUGUUGCCAAGAGAGAGGGCGCCUCACCCCUGGUCAUUUAUGGACCGUUUGGCACAGGGAAAACGGAGACAUUAGCUCAGGCUGCAAUGUUGUUGUUGUCAGAGAGACCUGAUGCAAGAAUUCUGAUAUGUACAGAGAGCAAUAAGUCUGCAGACUUGUACAUUGAGAAACAUCUCGAUCGUUUCUUGAAAGAAAGAGGUGAUGGGACAAAGAUGUUGCGCCUGUACUGGCCUGGAAGGAGAGUGAACACAGUGAGUGAGGUGGUACGUCAGUACUGUGUUCUCUCAUUGACCAAAGGCCACUUCCUCAUUCCAUCCAAAGAGGAGGUAAUGACUUGCAAGGUCUGUGUCGUAACCCUAGACAUGUCCCUGUACCUGGUCCACGCUCAGGUGAAGGGCUUCUUCACACAUAUCUUUGUAGACGAGGCAGCCCAAGCCUUGGAGUGUGAAGCUAUAAAGCCCUUAUGCCUGGCCGACCCGAGCACAUGUGUGGUGUUAACUGGGGACCACAUGCAGCUUGGUCCCACUGUGUACUGUGAAGAGGCCCGGAACCUGAAGUUUAAUCACUCUUUGUUAGAGAGAAUGUGCAGUUUCUACAGGGAAGCCAUCAAUCACAUUUCAGAAAGAAAUGUUCCACAAAUUCUGUUCAACAAAAACUACCGCUCAAAGAAAGAAAUUCUGCAGUUUCUAUCCUCUGUUUUCUAUGGUGGUCCAGAGACUUUGAUCUCAGAGAGCCACAUACCCUCAGUUAGGGGUAUAAGCCCUCUGGCAUUCUACUCUGUGCAGGGGCAAGAAAUACAAGAACCUCACAGUACGUCUUACUACAACACGGCAGAAAUGGAAGAAGUGGUGGAGAGAGUUGCUGAGCUUUACAACAAAUGGCCAGAUGAGUGGGGAACAAAAGAUCCUGGAGCCAUCUGCGUGACAACAUCGUACGUCGAUCAGGUCCAUCUCAUAAGAAAUGGCCUAAGAAGAAAAUCAAAUGAACUGAAAGAUGUGACUUGUGAAAGGGCUCAUAAUAUUCCAGGUCGCGAGUUUCGUGCCGUUUUUGUGAGCGUUGUGCGGACCCACCAAAUAACAGACCCACAGAAUUUGACCAGCAGCCUGGGCUUUCUUUCCAAUCCAAAACUCCUCAACACAGCACUGACAAGAGCACGAAGCAUGGUAGCUGUAAUUGGAAACCCUGUGUCCCUUUGCACCUUAGGACACUGCAGAGUAAUCUGGAGGUUUUAUCUUAAACAGUGCCAAAUCUUGAGAAGUAUUUACCCACAGACGCUCACCAUGGAGGACAUAAAGCAGGGUAUUCAGAGCGUGUUGAAUUCCACCGACGGACAGAAAAUUGUACAACAUGCUGAGAAGAGUAGAUCCAUCAGUUACUUUCCUGCAACGGUGGUUGCGUGUAAGGGCUCUCAAAAGGCCGCCAAAGUACCUCAAAAGAGCACGUCGAACGCAACAUCUUCAGAUGCAGCCAAACUAACUUCAAAACCUGCUGAUCUUCCAGAGGUAACCAUCAGCAACUUUCUGGAUGACUGGGAAUUAGAUUGUAUGCUGGAACCUGAUGAUAUUAUCAAGCAGUUAGCAAUGCAUGAGUUUAAAUCUGACCUUGUGAAAUUCCACAAGAAAGCUAAAACAAAAGAUAAAAGUAUAGCUGAAGCGUCGAAUGAGCUGUCUGGAGCUCUGAAGUUGGAGUAUAUAGAAAUUAAAGAGCAAUAUGGCCAUUCCGUCAUCUGUUGCCCUCAACUGGCAAAAGAAGAAAGGAAGAGAAAGCUCUUAUCGGCUGAUGAUGCUGGGAAAGAAUACGACUCUGAUAGCGAUAAAUCUGAUGUGGAGGAUGAAGGAUGCAGAAAAAUCUACAAUGAACUAACUCAUCAAGAACUCACUAAUCUCCUCCAGUAUCAGUCUGAUCAGUAUGUAUGCUGUAUCCUUAACUGUGAGAGUCGACGAAUGUAUGCAGAGGUUCUCAGCAAGGAAUGCGCAGUAGCUGAGGUGGAAAUCAGUUGUCGAAAAAGGUGUGGAAGAGCGUUUCAUGGGGACGAAGUUGUUGUGAGAAUGUUGCCAAAAGAGGUUGUGAACAGUGGCGAAUCAACUUCUGCUGAAACAGUACAUGGCGAGGUUGUGGGAAUUCUGAAAAAUUGCAUGGAUCCGAGAUACAGGCUGUUUAUAUGCACGGUAGAACCAAAGAAUACUGGUGUAAUGAUUCCACUGAACAGAGGUGUUCCAAGGAUAAAUAAUCUUUCCAUGAAAGACCAGCUGAAGAAAUCAUUGAAAGGAUAUGUCCAAGUAUAUAAAUUCACAAAAGACAGGGAAAUACGCCCGGAUCGUCCCGUGAAAGUCGACCUCCAAAAUGCUGAAAAUCAACUGUAUGUUGUGAGAUACUUGAAGUGGGAUGCCAAGUUUACACUGCCACUUGGAAUUGUUGUCCAUGUCAUUCCACCUGGCAACAGCAUUGAAAAUGGAAUAAACAUCCUGAAUAUAGAAUACCAGAUUCCCAAGAGAUAUUCAGCUGAGACAGAGAAAUUUGUACAAGAACAACAGUCCAAUAGUAUUCAACGUCCUCAUGAAGUCUUACAGAACAGACUGGACUACAGAGACAAAAUAGUAAUUACCAUCGAUCCCCCGUUCUCCAAGGAUCUUGAUGAUGCACUCAGUCUUGAAAGAUUGCCUGAUGACAGGUACCUUGUAGGUGUCCACAUUGCUGAUGUUUCAUAUUUUGUCCCUCCUGGCUCUGCCCUUGAUCGUGAAGCUGCAGGAAGAGGAGUAUCUUUCUACCCAAUGAUAGCGGAAACCAUCCACAUGUUGCACCCACAUUUCAGCACAAAUGUUUGCAGUCUGCUCCCUGACACUGACCGCUUGACCGUUUCUGUCUUCUUCACAGUUUCCAGUGAAGGGGAAAUUCUAAGUGUUGAUCCUGAACGCUGUAUAAUAAAAGCAAAGCGCCUCAGCUACACAGAUGUAGAAAAUCUUCUCCAUGACACUGAGACACCGCAUGAAGAUAUUAGGAGCCGCUUGCUAGCCUUGGGUAAACUUGCUCAGAUAUGGAGAUAUCAGCGUCUUGGUAAUGCUUACCUCUCUCAUCAAAUGGAUAUAGAAUCCCGAGAGUCUCCAAAUGCUCACCUGUUGGUAGAGGAACUGAUGAUCAUGACCAACCAUCAGAUGGGCGAAUUACUGAUAAAACAUUUCCCAGAAUGUACCCCGCUACGGCAACAACAGUUCCCUCACCCGGCUGCUCUGGAGAAGUGGAAAGAAACUCAUGCUGCUGCCGCCGCAAAUACUGUGGCCCUAACUAGACCAUUUCUUGAAGACUACUCCAUAUGUCAAUGCAAAACCGCAUGUAAGUGUGUCUUCGACUUCAUUAGUAGCCACAAGAUAAAGAUACCUGAACAGUUCUGCUUGCUGACAUCCACAUGGGAGGCCAUGUGUCGAGAAGCUGAUUCGGGAAACUACAGAGCUGUUCAAGAGCUCAUUGUUCAGGCUGAAAAGCACCCUAGUCAGAUGAUCGCUCAGUUGCAGCUGUAUAAAAUACAGGAAAGGGCCGUUUAUGUUUGCUCUGGAAGUCUGGAUAAGGAGGAAUCGGGGCAUUAUUCGCUGAAUUUGCCCUAUUACGUGCAUUUCACCAGCCCUAUCCGCAGGUAUGUUGACCUUGUGGCCCAGAGGCUAGUGUGUGCGCUGAUCGACAGCAAACCAUGUCCUUACAGUCCGGCAGACGUUGAGAGACUGUGCAGGAAGACAACUGAUGCAUCUGUGUUGGCCUCUCGCUAUCACAAAGCCUGUUAUUUACUACAACUGGCAGCUGCUUUGAAAGAGAGGCCUUUGGUUGUCUAUCCUGUUGUAGAGGGAGUGUCUGAAGCAGCAGUAGAACUGCAGAUUCCAUCUAUUCGUGAAAUUUCCCCAUCAAAGAGACAAGUGAAGCUUGCCCAGUUAGCUCCCAGCAAGAUGCCGACUGUAAGCGAAGAGCGUCAGAGUGUUUUGUUACACUGGCGGAAGAGAGUGUACGAGUUAGAUGUUCAGAGCACAGAGAAGAUAGAGGUACUCCCACAAAAUACCAUCAAGCUAGAUCCUGACAAGUUUGUGUCGAAGGUAUCCGCCUACGAUUGGCAGCGGUUGCUUUGUUCCACCAGAAAGCCCAUAUCUGGUAAAAUCGAUGAUGGUAUGCAGUUAUCUACGAGCUGCAGUUUGCCGAAUGUGUUGGAAUCUGUAGGAAUCCUGGAUAGAUUUUCUGUCCAAGAUGUCACUUCAGAGGUUGGCAGUAAUAAGAAAAUUAUCAGACAUCUGAGAAACGUUUCAACCGAGAUUCAUAACUGUGCUGUUUUGAAAGCUCAAAUGAGUGCUUCACUGGAUCGUGGCAUGUUGUCCCCAACACUGCAACUUCUUAGCCUUACGUCACGGCUGGAUGUUUGUUUGGAACAUUGCAGAGACCCCGCUUCAUGUUUUGCAGAUGUGAGCUCCAAACCAGCAUCAAAACUCCGAUACAAUAAUGAAAAGGCGUACAAGGAAGCAUGGCUUCCAGUCUUGAGUAUGGAGUCAGCAGUGUCUUCUGUUGACAGUCAAGAGUCGUUGUUUCUACACAAUGUGGACAUCAAAUGGCACAAAGCACAGGGCGCCAAAGGACUUGAAGUGAAGGGCAAAUUCUCUCUUCCUGUCAGAUUUUGCAAAGAACGUCAGAUCAAGUAUUCAAACUCAUCUGCUGAUUACCUGUGCAUCAGGUACCCUGAGCUUCCCCUGCCUGAAAACACAGACCUUCACAAGGACGUGGCUGCUGUGGUGAAUAGUGGCCAGCCGGUUACCUGGACCUGUCAUUGUUGGAUUACAAGCGUAAUGGAAACUGAAAAAGAGGACAGAGUUCACGUUGAAUGUCACCUUCGUAAAAGUGCAUUCCCCAUUCCAGACAUUUUGUGUCAAACCGAAAUUCCCAACCCUCGAUGUACAUUGGAAUGGAUCCCAAGGUUUCUACCUGUCAGGAGAAUGGAAGAAGCCGUUCGAACACUUGACAAAAGCUCUAAAAUUGCGCAAGACAUUGCCGUUGGCCGAACUCCUAAUGCCUCAGCGAUUAUCUCAGACAUCCCUAAACUGACAACAAUGCCUGUACCUGGAUUACCUCGCCCUAACAAAGUACAGACGGAUACGAUCACCCAAGCUCUAAGGCAACCCUUCAGCUUAAUCCAGGGCCCUCCUGGCACAGGGAAGACACUGACGGGCGCGAGACUGGCUUAUUUGUUUGUUCAUCGUAACAGAUGUGUCGACGCUGCCCCAGACAAACAACCCCAGGUUCUCUACUGCGGCCCUUCAAAUAAAUCCGUGGAUGUUGUCGCAGGUCAUCUCAAAAAGCUGGGUUCCUCUUGUCCUAAGCUGGUCCGAGUGUACAGUGAAAACAUAGAGCAUGAAGAAUUCCCACUGCCUCGGGAUCUCAUCCCCACUAGGCGGCAGUCAAGUGCGGCCUCAGCGUCUGCCGACCCAACGCAUAAGGAUAUAGCUCUACACCACCUCAUCCGAAAGGCCACCAGUGACUACUCCGAAGAGCUCAAACUGUACGAUGAGUAUUUUGCCACACGUCCAGAGGAUGUUAGUGAUGAGGAUGUGAAAUCAUACCAGCAACUGGUGACGAGAGCAGAGGUUGCUAUGAUCAAGUCUGCCGAGAUCCUCCUCUGUACCUGCUCAGUCAGCUCCAGCCCCAGGAUGAGAUACGGCUCGUGUGUAAGCCAGGUGAUCAUUGAUGAGUGUGGGAUGUGUACUGAACCUGACAGUAUGAUCCCAAUUGUCAACAGGGAUCCCAGUCAAGUCGUCCUCAUUGGUGACCACAAACAGUUACGGCCAAUCGUCGCUUCCCAGCAAGCAAGGGAUCUUGGCUUGGAGACUUCGCUAUUUGAACGUUACGCCCAGAAAGCCGUCAUGUUGACCUAUCAAUACCGUAUGCACAAGGGCAUAGCCCAGUUUCCUUCCAAUCACUUCUACGAGGGUAAGCUGAGGUGUGGCACUGCUGCUCAAACCUAUCCAGCACAACUGAACAUCUGGCCCAAUGGCAGAGAAAGUCCUAUCUUGUUCUGCCAUGUGAAAGGGGUGGAGGAGACCCUGACAGUGAGCACAGAGGAAGGGAAUGAGAGGUCCAAGAGUAACCAGAAGGAGGCUUAUUUAGCGGUCCACAUCGUAUCUGCCCUUGUUAGACAGUUCUCAGUGAAGGAGACAAGUGUAAAGGUGUUGUCACAGUACAGGGCUCAGUGUAGGGCCAUCGAGAGAGAGUUGAGAGAAAAGGGGCUUCACAAUGCUGGGGUUGACACCGUCAUCUCCAGUCAAGGGAGUGAGUGGGAUUAUGUGAUUCUGUCCACGGUGAGGACUCUGCCCCCUGAUGAGAUUGAGCCCAGGCCUACAGAGGGAUGGAAACGCCGCCAUCUUGGUUUCAUCACAGACGAUCAUCAGAUCAACGUAGCCAUUACCAGGGCCAAAAAAGGGCUGUUUAUCAUAGGAGACAAGCAACUCUUGCAAUGCGACGGCAUGUGGAGAGAACUGAUUGCUCACUACAAGACGAACGAGAAGAUAGUAAAAGAAUCUGAGCUCAGAGAGUUGCUCAGUAGACAAGAUAGACAACUUCAUCACAGAAAAUAAUCCAGGGAGACAUUUGUUCUUCAACAAUCCACUUCAUUAAACCUGUCAGUAGUCUAACUGGUAAUCACUGUGGAUUAGAAUUAUGACAUUGUGGAACUACAUGCUGUUGUUUACGUCACUUUCGUGAAUUGAUGGCAAGUUCUCCUGGCAGAACACUGAUACUUACAUAUAUAUGAACAGGGAAGACCACAUACCGAAUAUAUAGGUACAUUGUAUGAGACCUAUAUAGGCCUACAGUAUGUCAUCCAACCAUGCGUUUGUGCUGUAGAAGACUGAUUUAUAUUACCUAUUUCUGUUUUAACUUUAAUUUUUAAAAGAUUACUUUUUUCUAUUUUGUAAAUAUAUUUUCCUUUACAAACAUACUUAGGGUGUGCUAAAAGUGUUAAGUUUUUUGUUCUUCUAGAAGUAUAUUUUAUAUUGCUAAUAUAUUUCUGGGGGUGCUAAAAGUGUUAAGCUUUUUGUUCUUCUAGAAGUAUAUUUUAUAUUGCUAAUAUAUUUCUUGGUGUGCUAAAAGUGUUACAUUCAUCAAUUCUUCUUGAAAUAUAUUUUCUUUUACAAGUAGGUCUGGGUGCGCUAAAGGGUUGUAUUUUUCAGUUCUUCUAGAAAUAUAUUUUCUUUUACAAGUACUUCUGGGAGUAUUUUGUAAGAGUUGUGUACACUCACAAGAACUCCAUGUAAUUUAGGAUUGGUUAAGCGAAAGCCCUCUUGGCUCAAAGGCGCAGCGGAAAAGCAAGAGGCGGAAUCAAAUAUGCGACCAUCUACAUGUUUUGUAUGCUGUUUACAGUUGCUUUUUUAUUUCACUUUAAAUUUUAAUGUAGUCCAGUAAUGGACUGUUUAUUUUAGGGGAUACGAUAUCUGUGAUGACUCCUAUAGAUUCCAUAUAACUUCUAUGUACAAGACUAUGGCAUGUAUAGUGAUGUACACUGAAGGCUGUAGGCAUUUUUAUGCAUGUAUAUAUAAUGCUAAAUAAGGGAUCAGCAAUACAACAGGAAUAAUCCAGAGAAAGCUGGUUUCAUGACAAAAUAUUCAACUUGCCAAAGAUAUCCAUCAGAACAUAAAAUUAUUUUUUAAUUUUUUUUACACACGUGAAACUUAUAUUCCUUCAUAUUUUACAAUUCGUCUGUCAGUGGACCAAAAAUGAAAUCGGAAAAGUGUGUAAUCUAUCUGAGUAAUGGUUUACCGAAGAUCUUCGAUACUGUGAUUUAUUUAGUACGUUCAUUUAAUAUGUUAUACAUUUAUGUAGGUGAAGAUAAUAUUCAAGUAUUGUGUGUGAUUUCAUGUGUUUUUCUGCGCCUGCGUGUACAUGGCUCCGGUUCCAGUUUUGUAUUCUUGAAGAUAAA